AUGCCAGAACCGAUCUGCAAGAAACAGCCCAUGAUGCUCAUCUCACCGAAUGAAACGCCGGCCACGAGCCGCUCCGCUCCCGAGGGUCCACUCCGGAGGUCAGCUUCGGAGCCUUGUCAAACGAUACUCCCGAUCCGUCGCAAAUCCCUGGAAUUAGUGGCUCCGCUGACCAGGGAGGAGGAGAUUGAUCGAGAGGUGGAGCAGGUUCCGAUUAGACUUGGGAGGAUUGUUGUCAAUAUGCAGGAGCACUAUGCGGCGGAGCUGGAGGCUGAGAGACAAAGAACGGAAGAGUUGGCGAGUCAGAAUGAGGAGAUGAUGAGGAAGAUGGGGGAGAUGGAGAGGAGACUGCAGAUGCAUGUUAUUCUCAUGGAUGGAUUUGUCGGGUUUAUGAGGGAUGUGAAGGAAGGGAAGUUUGCAACUGGUGGAAGUGCAGAACUGGAGAUUGCAAAGGCAUUUGGGGGGGAACAUCUCCAAGAAGUGGGAGGGCUUGUCGCAGAGAAUUACAUGUCAGUUCAACAGGGUGUGGAGCAGCCGGCUACCGAACCCAUGGUAUUUGGCGAUGAAAAUCAGGUUCGAGAAACAGCGGCGGUCAUCCGACACGUGAGCUUUGAUGAAUCGCCGUCAACGCCAGAUCUAGAAGCGCCUCCUGUGAGAAGCACUGGACGACGAGCACCGAAACGCAAGAACCCUCCUGUAAGGCCACAUCGCGAGGUCAAGCGACAAAUAAGGGCAAGUUUGCGAAGUGUCAAACUUCGUAAUACUUCAUCAUGGACUGCCAUUAAUACGAGGAAGUCCCCGUAUGCAGGUGCUGACUUGAGCAAUGGGGAGGAUAAGGACUUCAACUACACCCCGGAGCCUGAGAUUGAAGAGGAUGACGAAGAGGAGGGUGAAGAGCAGGAGGAGGAUGACAGCGACGAUGAGGUGGAAGAUAUCCCAAAUGCCCCGGCAACACCAUCGCCAUCCCUCUCAGACGAAGAUCUCGAAACAACAAAAACACGAUACGCCGCCCCCCGCUCCGUCGCAUACCGCUACGCAAGCGGUCCACCCGGCCGCAAGUUCAAAUAUCGCCGCAUGCCCAAGACCGUCGCUUUAGUAUGGCAAGAAUGGAAACACGGCAGUAACGGAAAUCCAUCGAUUCAAUCACUCGAGGAGAAGUACAGCACGAGAUGGCGAAUGGGAACAUUGCAGGAGCGUAAGUAUGCGAGUAAUUAUGUUGGUGUGAGACAGAAGGUUGUGAGAAAGGUGGAGGAGAUGUGUGAGCAGGAGGGGUUGACGCCGGGAAAGGCUUGUGAGAUGCUGGAUAGGAGGGUUGAUGGGAGGAUGCAGUUGCUGAUGACGGCGUUGAGGAAGGGACAGGAUCCGUUGGUGGUUAUUCCGAGGAGGAUGUGA
Molecule: messenger RNA, 1389 nt
Organism: Fusarium redolens
Lineage: Eukaryota; Fungi; Ascomycota; Sordariomycetes; Hypocreales; Nectriaceae
Exons: 1
Coding region: 1-1389 (462 amino acids)
Source: RefSeq, a predicted model, not a curated record